AUGUGCAUUGCGGAAUGUUAUGCAAGGAUACUUGAUGCAAUUGAUGCAGAGGAGGCGCGCCUCGCGCGAAAUGGCGAACAUAAGCGGAUUCGAAUUUCUAGUAUUGGUGAUGGUAUUCCGUGUUAUCUUAACCCAUCUGAUGACACCUUUUCAGCAAAAGUCGCACCAGCGGAAUGGAGAAGUCUGAUGCGCAAUAUCGUCAAGACUGAGAUUUAUGGAGUGGACGAUAGUGCAAUGUGUUUUAUGAAGUUGGUUGAACUGUUGGAGUUGCGCCAGACGCGCUGGCAUCAGGAUCCGCCUGCAUUUGAUUGCCCACCUUCUUAUCGUUCGACAUGCCAGGUUCCGGACAGAAUACCGACCUGUCUCCUUAUCGUCGGUGAUGUUAGGAAGCUUAUUGAUUUUUAUGCCCUGUAG
Penicillium crustosum is the source of this 414-nucleotide messenger RNA. RefSeq lists its product as uncharacterized. The coding region runs from base 1 to 414 and encodes 137 amino acids. The record is from RefSeq and is a predicted model, not a curated record. The transcript has a single exon. Lineage: Eukaryota; Fungi; Ascomycota; Eurotiomycetes; Eurotiales; Aspergillaceae.